UUCCAGGAAGGCCUCCUUGACCGCUCACCCUGUGACCACUGCACCAUCACCAACCCUCGCUGACUCACAUCACCUCCACAGCGCUCGUGGCUGCCCGCCUGGCCGCACCACCUCGGUCUCCGCCAUGAACGGGCCCACCCUUCAGCCUUCCUCGGCCUCCUGCGCGUCCUCGACGCCCACUGCCUCCCUGCCGGCGGCAGCGUCCCCAUGCCCCCGGGGCUGGAGCGACUUCUGCGAGCUGCAUGCGGUGGCCGCGGCCCGCGAGCUGGCCCGCCAGUACUGGCUCUUCGCCCGCGAGCACCCGCAGCACGCCCCUCUGCGCGCUGAGCUCGUGUCGCUGCAGUUCACCGACCUCUUCCAGCGCUACUUCUGUCGCGAGCUGCGCGACGGGGCCCGGGCCGCCGCGUCUGCACGCGACUACCGCGACACGGGCCGUGGUGCCCCCGUCAAGGCCGAGGGGUCGGCCGCCGAGCUCGGCCCGGGCCCCGCUGCCGGCCUGCCCAAGGCCCGCAGCUCCGAGGAGCUGGCCCCGCCGCGGCCGCCGGGACCCUGCUCCCUGCAGCACCUGCGCCGCAGCCUCCGCCACAUCUUCCGGCGCCGCUCGGCCGGUGAGCUGCCCGUGGGCGCCGUGGCUGCUGCUGCUGCCACCGUGGCCGGGGAAGCCGGCGAGGGUCCGGCCCGGUCCGGCCUGGCCCGCAAGCUCCUACCCUGGAACCUGUCGCGGGAGCCGCCGCCCGAGGCUCUCAAGGAAGCAGCGCUGCGCUACAGCUUGGCCGACGAGGCGUCCAUGGACAGCGGGGCGCGCUGGCAGCGUGGGAGGCUGGCGCUGCGCCGUGCCGGCCCUGACAGCCCCGAGCUCCUGCUAGAACUCUUCGAUCCGCCCAAGAGCUCAAAGCCCAGGCUGCAGGCCACCUGCUCCAGCAUCCAGGAUGUGCGACGGUGCACGCGCCUGGAGAUGCCCGACAACCUCCACACCUUCGUGCUCAAGGUGAAGGAGCGGACUGACAUCAUCUUUGAGGUGGGGGACGAGCAGCAGCUGAACUCGUGGUUGGCUGAGCUCUGGGAGUGCACAGGCCGAGGGCUGGAGCGCAGCGACUCAGAGCCGCACAUCCCCUCCCCUCUGGAGCCCAACGCAUCCAGCUCCCCCCGGGCAAGCACAGAUGCCCUUAACCAAGGUGCUUCUCCUGGGGGACUGCUGGACCCAGCCUGCCAGAAGACAGACCACUUCCUGUCCUGCUACCCCUGGUUCCAUGGCCCCAUCUCCAGAGUAAAGGCGGCCCAGCUGGUGCAGCUGCAGGGCCCUGAUGCUCAUGGGGUGUUCCUGGUGCGCCAGAGCGAGUCCAGGCGUGGGGAGUAUGUGCUCACAUUCAACUUCCAGGGCAGAGCCAAGCAUCUGCGCCUGUCGCUGACGGAACACGGCCAGUGUCGUGUGCAGCACCUCCGCUUUCCCUCGGUUGUGGACAUGUUGCACCACUUCCAGCGAUCGCCCAUCCCACUUGAGUGUGGUGCCGCCUGUGACGUCCGGCUCUCCAGUUAUGUGGUGGUCGUCUCCCAGCCCCCAGGCUCCUGCAACACGGUCCUGUUCCCGUUCGCCCUCCCUCACUGGGAUUCAGAGCUAGGCCUUUCCCAUCUGAGUGCCUCCAGCUGGCCUCAGGGGCUCAGCCCCGAAGGGACCCCAGGCCGAGCCUCACCCCCAGAGCAGAUCUUCCACUUGGUGCCUUCGCCCCAGGAACUGGCCGCCAGCCUGCGGCGCCUGGAGUCAGAGCCUGGGAGUCGAGCCCGGGACUCAGACUAUGAGAUGGAUGCUUCCUCCCGGAGCCACCUGCGGGCUAUAGACAAUCAAUACACACCUCUGUGACCCCAUGGGCCAGGACUGCUGCACCCAGCACAAGCCGAUACAUGGACUGUGAAUGUAACAGGCUUUCUUUCCUGCCAGAGAGCGCGUGGAGGGGCACUGGUGCCGCCGGCUAUGUCCAGGGUAGCUCGCUCUAUCAGGCUUGUUAAAGGGCCUCCGGGAAGCUCCCAGCACCUGGCUUUCUCUUCGUUUACAGACGCACUUCUUGUCCGCAGGUGUUGCCAGCUCCUGCCCCCGGGACCUGCCCAUCACUCCUGGCAGAAGUGGCCGUGGAGGGCCUCAGUGAGCAGUGGGAGCCUGUUGACACUGUCACAGCUCACAGACUUUCUGCUGUUGGGGAAGCCCAAAACACUAA
Molecule: messenger RNA, 2210 nt
Organism: Ochotona princeps (American pika)
Lineage: Eukaryota; Metazoa; Chordata; Mammalia; Lagomorpha; Ochotonidae
Gene: SH2B3
Product: SH2B adaptor protein 3
Exons: 8
Coding region: 125-1858 (577 amino acids)
Biological process (GO): intracellular signal transduction
Cellular component (GO): plasma membrane
Molecular function (GO): transmembrane receptor protein tyrosine kinase adaptor activity
Source: RefSeq, a predicted model, not a curated record